This is a messenger RNA of Didymodactylos carnosus, 923 nucleotides long. The record is from the annotation of a GenBank genome assembly. Lineage: Eukaryota; Metazoa; Rotifera; Eurotatoria; Philodinida; Philodinidae.
AUUAUUCUUCAUGUUAUUCAAGCAGCAAAUGAUUUUUCAACAGCAGCAACAAUCAAGCUAGCACAAAAAUUCGAUCCGAAUGGUGACCGACAGUUGAUUGCGUGCAGUAAAAUCAAUAAGUACGAUACAGGUAUUAGUGAUAAAUUACAGUUCAAAGGCAGUGCAACUAAUAUAAAAAUACGAUAUGGUUGCGCUGCUGUUUUAAACCGAAAACCAGAAGAAAUUGCGGCUAAUUUAAGUUUCUAUGCAAUGAGAAAACUUGAACAAAAAUUCUUUAAGGAUAAUAAAGAAUUUGAUACCGUCCCGAAUGAUAUGAAGGGCAGUGAUCAGUUGGUCAAGAAACUCGCUAAAAUACAGCAAGAACGAAUACGAUUGGAAUUUCCAAAAAUAAUUGAAGAGCUGAAACAAAAGUUGCAACAAGAGAAGGAUGAACUAAGAGAAAUGCCAGAACAAAUAACGACGGAGAUUGAAUGUUGGGCAAUAUUUAAUGAACGAAUAAAUGAAUACCGAGAAAGUAUUUACAAAAAAGUUCAUGGUAACUACAACAAUGAAUCAAUGAUGAUGGAUGUGGAUGAAGCUAGCGCAACGACUGUAAUAAGUGACAUAACAUCUAACGACGAACGUAUCGCUUAUCAGCUGUAUAAAUUGCAAGUUAGUUGCCGAGGAAGCAUUGCUAAAAUAUUUUCGAAUUUUUUCUCGCUAGAAUAUGGUAAACGGGUAUUGCGAUUUAUGGAAGAGACAGCCGGUGUAACACUACCCAACUUCCCCUCCUUUCAAAUCAUUGAACGCUUAUUUAAGUUAGAGAAAUGUAAACUAAAAGUAUCAUGCGAUCUUUUGGUGAAUAAAACAGGCAACUAUUUACAACAAACUCUGAUUUCUCUGUUCAAUCAAAUUUUUGAUGCUAAAAAUCAUCCUCGAUUAAC